Molecule: messenger RNA, 2330 nt
Organism: Calliphora vicina (urban bluebottle blowfly)
Lineage: Eukaryota; Metazoa; Arthropoda; Insecta; Diptera; Calliphoridae
Gene: Idh3g
Product: Isocitrate dehydrogenase (NAD(+)) 3 non-catalytic subunit gamma
Exons: 8
Coding region: 107-1315 (402 amino acids)
Biological process (GO): tricarboxylic acid cycle; isocitrate metabolic process
Cellular component (GO): mitochondrion
Source: RefSeq, a predicted model, not a curated record
CUUUGUGCAUAAAAAAAGGCCGACCACCAAAGAACAUAAAUUUUUGCAAAAAUAUUCUUUUUCAGUAAAUUUUAAUAAAAAUCCGCCGGAAAAUAUUUAAAAAAUCAUGGCAGUACGUUUAACGCAAAGAUUGCUCAAGACCCAAACACCAUUCCUAUGCAGGAGCUAUCCUCUUUUGGUGACCAAGGAAAAAACUGAAGAUGUUGCACAUACCAAAUCUGCUUUGCAAAGAAAAUUGACGAAAACAGAUAUUCCUUCAGCUCAAUAUGGUGGUCGUCAUGCUGUAACCAUGUUACCUGGUGGUGGCAUUGGUCCUGAACUCAUGAAAUAUAUACGUGACAUUUUCGUCUAUUGCGGUGCUCCCAUUGAUUUUGAAGUCAUUGAAAUUGAUCCCAACACCGAGGGCAAUGAUGAUUUGGAAUAUGCCAUCACCUCGAUUAAACGUAAUGGAGUAGCUAUUAAGGGUAACAUUGAAACUAAAUCCCAUAGUUUGACUGAAGUUUCACGUAAUGUGGCCAUUCGUAACGAAUUGGAUUUGUAUGUCAAUGUUGUACACUGCAAAUCGUUCCCCGGUAUUCCUGCCCGCCACAACAAUGUCGAUAUUGUUUUGAUUCGUCAAAAUACCGACGGUGAGUAUGCCAUGUUGGAACAUGAAUCGGUGCCCGGCAUUGUAGAGAGCAUGAAGGUUGUAACCAUCGAGAAUGCCGAACGUGUUGCUCGUUAUGCUUUUGAAUAUGCCCGUCAAAAUGGUCGCAGAAGGGUGACCACCAUUCACAAGGCCAACAUUAUGAAGUUGUCUGAUGGUUUGUUCUUGGAAGUGGCCAAUCGUGUGCACAAGGAUUAUCCAGAAUUGGAACACAACAACAUGAUUAUCGAUAACACUUGCAUGCAGUUGGUUUCGAAUCCUCAUCAGUUCGAUGUCAUGAACAUGACCAAUUUGUAUGGCACCAUUGUUUCCAACGUAAUUUGCGGUUUGAUUGGCGGUGCUGGCCUUUUGUCUGGCCGUAACUACGGUGAUCAUUAUGCCAUUUUUGAACCUGGUACUCGUAACACUGGUACUGCCAUUGCCGGUAAAAAUAUUGCCAACCCAGUUGCCAUGAUCAAUGCCAGUGUUGAUAUGUUGAAUCAUUUGGGUCACAAGGACCAUGCCCGUGUUAUUCAGGAGGCCACCUAUGAGACCAUUGUUGAUAAGGGUAUUAGAACUCCAGAUUUGGGUGGCACUCACUCCAGCACUGAUGUGGUUAAAUCAAUUUUGGAUAUUCUCUCAAACAAGCGUGUUAACUGGCCUCAUGGAAACUUUUACAGUAAAUUUUAAACAGGAUUUUUUUUUAACUAAUCCAUAAUUAUGUUUUCAUUUAUUUUAAUUUAUUUAACCACCAAAUAUUAAAAUAUUUUACCCUAUGAUAAAUUGAGAUAAAGUAUAACUUUAGUGUUUAAGUAACCUCUACAAAUACUAACCUUUAAAACCAGAAAACAAACCCCAAAUUUCCUUUUUACAACGGCCUAUAAAAAAAAGCUUACAUGUGAAGUGAAAUGUUUAUUACGUUCCUGUUACUGUUUGAAAACUUUAUGAUUGGAAAUUUGUUGAAUACCGUACCCCCCCAAAAAAAACCUAAAUCCCUAAACAAACCUAUGGCUGUGUGUUUGUUACUCUCACUAAUUACUCAAAAGGACUUUUCAUUAAACAAUUUGCAGAGUUCUCUGCUUGUCAACUACAGCCGCCUAUUUACUCUUCUAUUUAAAAAAGAUUCAUCUUUAAUUUGUUAAUUAUUUCUUUCUAAUAUACUUUUUAUCAAUCAAUGAGUUUCCAGUCAUAAUUAUAUUCUAUACAUAGUUUAAUAUCUUAAAUUUAAAUUGUAUUCUAUUAACAUACUCCACUUAAUGCAACAUUAAAAAAACACUUGCUUUUUAAAAAGCUUAGUGUUUUUUACAAUUCAAAUAUGUAAUUUUUAAUUAUACUUACUUGACUUUACUUAAAAUCCCUCCCUUCCUAAUCUUAUGUAUCUUACUAUUUUAUGCUAUUAUUGUAUUAUUUGUGAUUCUCAAUUUAUUUUAUUCUUAUGAUUUGUUUGUAUUAUUUUUCCUUUUUUUUUGUUAACAAAAUCAAUUUAUAUGUCAUUAAAAACUUAGGAAUUCUACCACUAAACUUGACCAUUAUGUAUUAAAUUUGAUUUAGUUUACUAUUAUUUUUUUUAACUUAAAUCAUAAACAAAUUUUAUUAACCGUAUUGAUAUAAUUUAAAAAAAAAACAACCAUACAAUUGAUUUAAUCGAAUAUUUGUUUAGAUAGUCAAGUAAAUAAUUAAAUUAUUUGAAACCAUAGAAAAAGAA